GGUACGUUGAGACUAGAGCGAUGUAUUAUGCCUUCUAAGAACUCAAUUAAUCUGUACGUAUUAUAGUCAAUGGACCCAUCACUGGUCCAUAAUAUUGUAAUUCGUUUCUGUUAUCAAGAGAUUUGUUGUGGAGAGCCCCAAUGGCCAAAAAGCAAUUACCUCACUGACAACAUCAAACUAACAAUUACAAAUUACUGCCAACCUUGGAAGAAACAAUUUUUUUUUUUUUUUUUUUUUAGUUUUACAGAAUGCAAGAAGAGUUUAGCUCAUUACCUUCUUCAUUGAUUCGUGAAGUUGUGAACCUUUUUUGCUAUCAAGAAAUUGUUGGAGGAGAACCAUCAUGGCCAGCGAGCAUUCACCUCACGGAAGAGGUAAAAUCAAACAUUAUCGCCUUUUGUCAACCUUGGAAGCAAAGAAUGGGGAAAAGGAUAAACUUGACUACUCUUAGUGUAAACCCUGGUUGCUUUGUCCCCUUUUUAUUUCUGAUCAAUGAUGAGCUGGAGAAAGAACAUGCUGCCCACAAAUCCUACGAUGUAAGAAGACUCCCUUUACCAAGAUUAUUUUCUGUGCUGCCAACUGCCUCUAUACGAUGGCGAUUUGUCACUGUGAGCGUGAGCGCUCUCUCUUGUUUUACAAGGCAGAAGCUAUCUCGUGGUUAUCAAGAUCAACUAGAGCUGUUUUAUCGUAUUUUUAGAUUCCAGUCAUUGCGUUAUAGAAAUCUCUCAUCAUUUAUUCCAAAUGGAAGCAACACAGUGCGUUUUGGCAACAUAAUGAGAACCGAUGGCUUCUCAAUAGACUUUCUAUUCUACAAAAGACGACAUGGUACCCUUGAAUCUACAUACAAAACUUUAGAUUUAUCUCUGGAUGAUUUCAGUAAAUCUAAAGUCGAACAAACAUACGUCCCUAUAUUUGUUGACUCUAAUCGGAAAAGCGUUUUCAAUGCUACUGUUGGUAUUCAAGACUAGCGAAUACAAAAAUGUAGCAUGAAGGAGUAUUAUCAUUUGACAGGUCUACCAGCCUCUCUAAAAAAUAGAAAGUAAAAAAAGAAGUGAAGGCAUAAAUCACGUUGAAAGCAAUAUCCUCUCCCAGGACCUCCAGUUUGUCAAAGCAUCAUGAUUAU
Mycotypha africana is the source of this 1120-nucleotide messenger RNA. RefSeq lists its product as uncharacterized. Bases 249 to 965 code for a protein of 238 amino acids. NCBI's taxonomy places the organism in Eukaryota, Fungi, Mucoromycota, Mucoromycetes, Mucorales, Mycotyphaceae. The record is from RefSeq and is a predicted model, not a curated record. The transcript is spliced from 3 exons.